AUGAAGCGACUGAAAACUGACUCUGCCAUCGCCAAACUUGGUGAAAGUGCCUAUAACGCACUUGUGAUGACAAACCAAGUGAGCGGAGUCGAGACACGCAUUUUACACUAUAGUUAUAACCUGUCAGCCGAAGACGGUGCUCAGUGUUCAUUCAACGAAGAUAGCUAUGGUUCUUUGACGAGAACAAGCCAAAGCCUCGGAUCACAGCGCAUGACAAGGCGAGCUUUUAGCAAAGACGAAAAAGAAACAAAUCGUGAUUUUGAUAAAGAAAAACUACGAAGAAACAGUAUUGGGCAUUUACCUGGCAGCAAGAAUGCGGUGAAUGGCUCUGCAAAUCAAAAAGAAGGGAAGCCGCUGAUCUAUUUUGGUGGAGCAAUGCAAGCAGGGCUUGUGCACGAGGAAUCGACUGCUGACUUAACGAAGGACACGGAUGAUCGCGUAACGCAAAAUAACGGAUCGCGCGGAAACCAUCCCCGCAAAUAUGGACUGGGAGAGAGAACUAACGUAUCUAUCAUGAGUCAUAAACUAAGGAAAAAAGCUGUUUGCGAUUCCACGGACAAUUCACAUUACCAAAGACAAUUCUUAAGGGUUUUGAACAAGCGAUUCUAA
Molecule: messenger RNA, 609 nt
Organism: Porites evermanni
Lineage: Eukaryota; Metazoa; Cnidaria; Anthozoa; Scleractinia; Poritidae
Source: the annotation of a GenBank genome assembly